AUGGAUUCAAAUCUCUACAAAGCUGCAGCAACAGGAAAUAUAGACUUGCUUAAGGAAGCGCUUCCUAGUCUGAAUACCGCACGGAUAGAUGAUCAAUUUAUCUCCUCCGAAGGAAAGGAUAAUAUUAUCCAUCUUGCUGCUAAAAAUGGCCAUCAAGACUUCAUCUUUGAAGUUAUAGAGAAAAUACAGCUGCCCAUCUCUCUGAAAAGAGCACUCAUCUGUCAUAAAAAUAGGGUUAAAUGGAACCCACUUCACCGAGCUGCAUGGGAAGGCCAUUUCCAAAUUGUCAGAAUCUUAAUCGAAUCUUACCAUAAAUUAUCAAGUGAACCAGAAAUAAGAUUGAGAGUUGAAGAUGCUCAAUUGGAUGAUAAUAAUCAGAUUCAGCCGCCAUGGUUAGCGACAACUACUAAUCGAAGUACUCCUCUGAAUUUGGCUAUGCAGAACGGACAUGAAGAAGUUGCACUUUAUAUUUUAUCACAAGAUCUAGAAAAAUUCUGUAACAUGGUGGACUCUAGAAAAAGCCCACUUUACCAAGCUGUGACAAAAGGGAUGGAACGAGUUGCGCUACAAAUAUUGACAUCAGAUUGCUCUUACAGUCUUGGUAGUCGAGACCUCACACUUCUCCAUGACUCAUACCGAAUCACAGAAUUUAAGAAUUUAUUCUGCCACAAAAACAUUAUUAGGGGAGAUAACCCUCUACAUUGUGCUGCUGCUAUUCGUGGAAAUGUGGAAGUGGUAAAACUCCUGAUGGAUGCUUGCUUGCAGUUAUUUGUAUCAAAUGGAGAGCAACCAGACAACUUGCCAUGGUUACAUGGAAAUUCAAAAGGGCAAACGCCACUAUAUGUGGCAUUAGAUUAUGACAAGGAAGAUGUCGCAACUUAUUUGCUUGACGCGGAUUUCAGAUUGGCCUUCAUAUCGGAUUCUGAUGGCAAGGGCCCACUCUUUCUAGCCGUGGAACGCCGACUCGAUGAGGCUGUUGGGCAUAUGGUGGGUUUGAGAACACUCUUAUCAGAGUCAGCGUCACCGCUUUAUGGUCUUAAAAGACAAAGCAUUUUUCAUAUUAUCUCCGAAUGGCCAGGUCCUUUUGAAAUUUUGAUUGACUUCCCUUAUGAUAAAAAUUUAAUGAACAUGGAGGAUAUCAACGGGAAGAAACCUCUUGAUUAUGCAGCAGCAAAAGGUAACGUAGAUCUCAUCAGUUGGAUCUUAAAGUCGUUUGAUAUGAGGAAUAAUGCCCCCUAUGCUUGGAUUGAGGCCUGCAAAAGUGGCCAUAUGGAUGCUUUUCUCGUGCUCAUGAACAGCUGUUAUGAUUUUGGAAAGCUUUGUGUUGAACAAAAAAAUACACCACUACACCACAUGAGAUUACAAACUAGAGAGCAAUACCAGACAUUACUUGACAUUCCACUGAUCGGGCAGCUUAAGAAUUUACGAGAUUCAGAUGAUGCAACGCCAUUGCAUAGAGCCAUUGAACGAGCAGACAUCGUCUUCGUUGAACUGUUGCUAGGGGCUCCUGAUAUUGAUUGGGAUACAAAGGACAAGAAUGGUGAAACGGCCAUGAAUUUGCUGGCAAAGCGACGUGAUGAACUCCCUGAUUGGGUAAGUAUUAAAUCUUCAACGAUGAAUUUUUGCAUGUACAGAUUUGAUGAGUUAUGAGGUUUA
Molecule: messenger RNA, 1656 nt
Organism: Beta vulgaris subsp. vulgaris (sugar beet)
Lineage: Eukaryota; Viridiplantae; Streptophyta; Magnoliopsida; Caryophyllales; Amaranthaceae
Exons: 3
Coding region: 1-1650 (549 amino acids)
Molecular function (GO): protein binding
Source: RefSeq, a predicted model, not a curated record